AUGACCCUCCUGACACACCUGCUGGUCUGUACCUUCGGGAUAGGCUCCUGGGUGGCCAUCAACGGACUCUGGGUAGAGCUGCCCCUGCUGGUGACAGAGCUGCCUGAGAGCUGGUACCUGCCCUCCUACCUCACAGUGAUCAUCCAGCUGGCCAAUGUUGGCCCCCUCUUUGUCACCCUGCUCCAUCGCUUCUGGCCUGGCUGCCUUUCUGAGGUGCCUGUCAUCUUCACUGUGCUGAGUGUGGGCACAGUUGCCUGCAUCCUCUUUGCCUUCCUCUGGAACGUCACCUCCUGGGUGCUGGGUGGCCACCACAGCAUCACCUUCAUGGUCCUCACCUUCUUCCUGGCCCUGGUGGACUGCACCUCCUCCGUUACCUUCCUACCUUUCAUGAGCCUGCUGUCUACCCACUACCUGACCACCUUCUUUGUGGGUGAAGGACUCAGUGGCUUCCUGCCUGCCCUGGUGGCUCUUGCCCAGGGCUCGGGUCUCACCACCUGCAUCAACGUCACUGAGACAUCUUACACCACACCAAGCCCUAACACCACCGGGACGACUGACAUCACACAGGGACAUAAUAGCACUCCUGUGCCUGGCCUUUCUGGAACAGAGCUCUCCUCGGUCCGUCUGCAAAGCCGCUACCUCCCCGCCAACUUCUCGCCCUUGGUCUUCUUCCUCCUGCUCUCCUUCAUGAUGGCCUGCUGUCUCGUCUCCUUCUUUUUCCUCCAGCGUCGUCCCAGGCACUGGAAAAUCUCCACAGAAGACCUCCUCACCUCCCAGAUCACUCUCUACUCCCUCCGGUCACUGAAAGAGGACCUGGGCUCCCCAGGCCCGGUGGACAGCAGUAAGAGCCAGGGGCAUCUGCAGGAGAAAACAGCCCGCCAUUACCCGGCCCACCUGAUCUUCAUCUACAUCCUGGUGGCCUUUGUGAACGCACUCACCAACGGCGUGCUGCCCUCUGUGCAGACCUACUCCUGCCUGUCCUACGGGCCUGUUGCCUACCACCUGUCUGCCACCCUCAGCUCCAUGGCCAACCCUCUGGCCUGCUUCUUCUCCAUGUUCCUGCCUAUCAGGUCUCUGCCAUUCCUGGCGGUCCUUACUGUGCUUGGAACUGGCUUUGGGGCCUACAAUAUGGCCAUGGCCGUGAUGAGCCCCUGCCCCCUCAUGCAGGGCCACUGGAGUGGAGAAGUCUUAAUCGUGGCCUCGUGGGUACUUUUCUCUGGAUGUCUGAGCUAUGUCAAGGUGAUGCUAGGCGUGAUCCUGCGCGACCGUAGCCGCAGCGCCCUCUUGUGGUGUGGGGCGGCGGUGCAGCUGGGCUCACUGCUCGGAGCUCUGCUCAUGUUCCCGCUGGUCAAUGUGUGGCAGCUCUUCUCAUCCGCUGACUUAUGCAACCUGCAGUGCUCCACCUAG
Messenger RNA from Pteropus alecto (black flying fox), 1407 nucleotides. RefSeq names its product solute carrier family 52 member 3 (gene SLC52A3). The coding region runs from base 1 to 1407 and encodes 468 amino acids. The transcript has 4 exons. Gene Ontology annotation, molecular function: riboflavin transmembrane transporter activity. Gene Ontology annotation, cellular component: plasma membrane. The record is from RefSeq and is a predicted model, not a curated record. Gene Ontology annotation, biological process: riboflavin transport. Lineage: Eukaryota; Metazoa; Chordata; Mammalia; Chiroptera; Pteropodidae.